Wasmannia auropunctata (little fire ant) is the source of this 3169-nucleotide messenger RNA. RefSeq lists its product as uncharacterized. Bases 562 to 2607 code for a protein of 681 amino acids. The transcript has 8 exons. Lineage: Eukaryota; Metazoa; Arthropoda; Insecta; Hymenoptera; Formicidae. Gene Ontology annotation, cellular component: plasma membrane. The record is from RefSeq and is a predicted model, not a curated record.
CACAAAGGCCAAUAAUCUCGUCGUGACACGUGUGCCUGCCCCCGAUAAAAAGCGUUACGUGUCGCGCUGGAAGCGUUCGUGGAAAAAGCUUUUUCCACCGCGACAGAGAGAAUUCGGGUGUCGCGCGGUACGGUACGGAGGGGCAUACACGUGACACCAGCCAAUAACCACGACGAUUCAUUACUCUACGUCUCAGGUAUCGAAUAUCGAUUAAAUUCAGUUGUCGAAAACGCACUUGCUGAUUAUUAUUUAGUUCCCAAAUCUUAUACGAAGUAAUCGGAUUUGAAUUUCAUCGAUCCGCGAGAUGUUCUUGCUCGGCAUCCGCGAUCUGGAGCACGUGAUAUUCGCCGACGAGAAAAGCGCGAAGAAUAUCGUAAGGGACUUCGUGAUUUGAAACAGAUAAGCGUAUCUCUCCGGGAGUCUCGGGUGAGUUCGCCGCUUUCAUGAAGAGUGAGCCUACGCGAUGAGAAGAGCGGAAAAUGAGUAAAACCGAAAGGCGAGGAGGCGCAGCGAGGAGGACGUGAAGCAGGGGAAAUCGCGCUAUAAUACACCGAGGCGAAGAUGAGAUCGGAAACUGCGCUCUACCUAUUCUCGCUGCUGAUCCUGUCGCUCAAUGAUCCUUCAUGGGCUUCCGCGGAAAUCAGAGGAUGCAAUCGUACCAUCAGAAAUUCAGUCGGCUGGAUUCGUUGGACAGGACGAAUGGGUCGAUGCAUCGUGCGAAUCAGAGCACCGCUCAAGGAUCCGCAGGUGAUCGAAGUGAAAGUUAGGAGGCUGCAGGUUGGCUUCCUGAAGGAAGCCCGUUGCGAGGGGGCGUAUUUUCAGUUCUCAGACAGCGCCGACGAUCCCGACGACGAAACAACAGGUCGAUAUUGCGGCCACGUGACCGGAAACGCUACGAGGCUAUUUCUACGACGCGGUCCCGAGCUGACGAUCAUCCUAUCGUCGGACGAGCAGUUCGCCUCGGCGAAUCCGGUCAUCUUUUCCGCUCAAUUCUCCGUCCUGCCGAUCCGCCUCGCGGUGGAGCGCCACCGCGGCUACUCCGCGUCCACGUCGCCGACGUGUCCCAUGGAGUGCACCGCUCGCAAUGAGCACAGGUCCUGCAGACUGACCUCGCCGGGUUACCCCAGCGUCUAUCCGCGUGGGAUUAGAUGUAGGGUAGCCCUGGAGUCGAACGCCGGUCGCUUCAGGAUAGGCGGUCAGCCGGAGGACCUCUUCGACUUGAUGAACUACACCGAUCAGGAGAACUGUCAGACGGAGAAUUGCGAGGACUCCGUCGACUUCGGGGAAAAGGACGGCGGAUCGUCGGUCGCGAGGGGAGGUCAGGAUCGUGUCGAGGCGGAUGAAUCUAUUAUCGGGGACGAACGGUCGAGGAACGAGCCACACAGCAGCCGGAUUCCCGCGACGAAACGCAUUGCGGAAACGAGUGGACAAUUAACGAGACUCAGGCAUUACAAGAAAAAGGCGAUACUGCGGUACAGGGGGGAGCAGCAUCGUCACAAAGAGCUGCCGCUUAGGUCCGACACGAGCGAGCCGAAGCUUCGCAUAAAAUCAAUGCGCUCCAAGAUAACGAGGACGAACCAUCGAGGGGUCGUCCCGAAUCAUUACUUCAAUGGCGAUUCUGAAAGGCCGAGCGAAACGAUCGGUAGCGCAAUGGCACCGGAACCCAAAUACCUCAGGGAGAAUCGAUCGUCGGGAAACACGUGCGGCGGCGGCGACUAUCUCGCGCUUCUGGAAAACGUGAACGGCAGGAUCGUGGAGAUCUCGAGGUUCUGCGGCAGCGGCCGGGUACCGCGCAUCUACUCGCGCGGGAAGAACGUGAUCCUGGAGUUCGUCGCGCGCGAGGACGGCACCGUGACCCACGACGGCUUCCAGGUGACCUUGCACGAGGAACGCGUUACGCAGGAGAUGAGACGCGCGCGAUGCGAAUACGCGUACAGGAGCAUCGAACGGUCGCGGAAUAGCAGGGAGAGCAUCAGCUCCCCGCGGAGCUGGUAUCCCCCCGAUACCGUGUGCACUUACAGAUUUCUCGGUAGAGCCACCGAGAAGGUUUCGAUCUACAUAAAGAUUCUCAGAAAUGAGCCCGAGAAACUGAAAACAACCGGAAGGAGAAACUUCACUCUGAAUUUUUGUCCGGGCAACGAAAUCACCGUUUAUAACGGAGCGCAGGUAAACGACAGUCUCCUUAUGUGGUCCUACUGUGACGCGUCUCACUGGGAUAUCAACAAUAUCCAAGUACCUUUGACGUCUACCGGAAAUGGAUUAUUGAUUCAGUAUUACAGCGCAAAAGGAUCCCACGAUGGACAGGGAUUUACUUAUGCUAUAUCCUACCGAUUUAUCAGGAAGGAACGGAACUCCACCGUCGCGAGACGCAAAUAUAAAUCGAUCUCCGUGAGACCGGUCAACUUGUCGACGCUCAAUCUCACCGAUACUGCCGCCGACUACGAUUGCGAUAGUAGAAUCGGCACGUUCAGGAACUGGUUCGCGGUACUGGUGGUCUUCGGUAUUGUGUCUUUCAUCGGUGCUGUUGUCACGAUAGUCGCCCUGACGGUCAAAUGUCUGCGGAUCGGAUCCUCCGAGAAGAAGCUCUUGCAAAAUACGAAACUGUGAGAUCGCGCAAGAUCUCUUCGGCGAGAAAUUCGAAACGAUCAAAGAUCGGGAUUCUGUUUCGUAUUAAGAGAAUAGAGACAUAUGUAAUAAACUCGCACUUCUCGCGCAAAAAUCAUCAGAAAAAGAUAUAGAACCGAGAUCCGACCGAGGCUCGAAAAUUUGGGUGCUCUGAAUUUAGAAUGCCGGAGACCCGUGGGAUCUCAGUCACUUUUCUAUAAGCCGUUUAAUGACGCGGAAAAACAUUUGCAUUAAAAGGAAGACGCACAAAGAAUCUGUCCAAGUAGAACAAGAAGUCACAAUAAUGUCAAAAUGACUGAUGUUUAAAUCGUGACUGAUUGAAAAUAAGUAACUUUUGAUUAUUUUCUUUAACCAUUUUGGCUCUAUCAUUGACGCCAUCAUGACUUGUCGAAUUUUGAUAUCCCGUCAACGUCUUUUCAAUAUCUGACGGCACAUUCCUCACUUACUCGACACGGAGAAUAAGGUACAAUUAUUGUAUGACCUGAAUUUUUAUACGUAAUGUACGGAACAGUAAUAAAUCGCAAUAAAACGUGUAAGCAGAAAA